ACACUAUUAAAAAUCAGAAUGUCCACCUACUUCUCCAAUGCUUGCUAUAAAUACCCCACCCUUUCUCCCAUUUCAUGUACCAAAAGUUAAUUUAGCUGUUUCCUUAAUUUGCUUUUCCUUUAGUGUUUGGUUUAUUAGGAAUGGCCAUCUCCAAGCUUCUGAUUGCUUCUCUUCUUGUUUCUCUUCUUCUUGUUCUCUCUUUUGCCGAGGCUGAUGAUCAUCCAAGUGGCGUGAACUCAAAUUUAGCAGCAAGUUCAUAUUCUCCCCCUAAAAAAAUUGAUUGUGGCAGCGCUUGCACGGCCAGGUGCCAGUUAUCAUCGAGGCCACGCCUAUGCAAGAGGGCAUGUGGGACUUGCUGUGCACGUUGCAGCUGUGUUCCUCCUGGUACUGCCGGUAACUAUGAUGCCUGUCCCUGCUACGCCAGCUUGACCACCCAUGGUGGCAGACGGAAGUGCCCCUGAAAUUAAACUUAAGAAAUCAAACUAUUAAUUAAAUUUCUCAUAUUUGUAUGUCUGAUGCAAACUACGGUGGGUGAGAGUGGUAAAAUAAAAGGAGAGAUACAUAUAUACAUGUAUAACUUGUUUAUUUGCUUCAUUUAAUUUGAAGAUGUAAGUACUGUUUUCACUUAUUAGUUCUGAUUUAUGUGCCUUUUCUAUCUGGAAUAAAGAUUGAACAUCACUACUACCUACCAA
Ricinus communis (castor bean) is the source of this 692-nucleotide messenger RNA. Its product is annotated as gibberellin-regulated protein 1. Lineage: Eukaryota; Viridiplantae; Streptophyta; Magnoliopsida; Malpighiales; Euphorbiaceae. The transcript is spliced from 3 exons. Bases 141 to 461 code for a protein of 106 amino acids. The record is from RefSeq and is a predicted model, not a curated record.